UCAGCUGAUCGAUUUUUGUUGUGAAACUCAUCACACAAAAAGAAAAGUCGCGAAAAAUAGAGGAAGAAAUUUAAAAAGUGUAAAGAAAAAAAAUUCUCAAUAAAUUAUUAUUAUACAAUAAUAUUAAAUAUUAUAAAAUUUUCAAAUGGCAACUAAAGUAGUCGCCACUGCAACAGUUCGUGCCUUGAAGGGAAGAAAAUUGUUGCCAACACGCGCAGCUCUAACAUUGACACCUUCUGCAGUACAACGUAUUAAGGAACUACUCUCACAGCAACCCGAAUACACCGGUCUCAAAGUUGGUGUUAGACAGCGAGGAUGCAAUGGUUUAUCAUACACCUUAGACUAUGCUAAGCAAAAGGACAAGCUUGAUGAAGAAGUUGCCCAGGAUGGUGUUAAAAUCUUUAUCGAUAAAAAAGCACAAUUGUCACUGUUAGGAACUGAAAUGGACUAUGUUGAAAAUAAACUUUCCAGUGAAUUUGUCUUCAACAACCCGAACAUCAAGGGCACAUGUGGAUGUGGCGAAUCAUUUAGUGUUUAGUAAAGUUUUAUAUUUUUAAUUUAAAUCUCUAUUACGCCUCGUUAUAUUUUCUCUUUAAAUUUAGCUUAGCUUAAUUUAAAUUAUUGUUCAAAACAAAACAAAAAAUCUUAGACACGACACACAAAAAUUAAUGUUUUUGAAGACCGUUGUAGCGCAUAUUUUUGCUUAUGAUAUUCAAAUAUUUUAAAAACAAAGUUAAUUAAUAAUAAUAAAAAAAAAGAUGUGCUUAUGAGUU
Molecule: messenger RNA, 773 nt
Organism: Episyrphus balteatus (marmalade hoverfly)
Lineage: Eukaryota; Metazoa; Arthropoda; Insecta; Diptera; Syrphidae
Gene: MagR
Product: iron-sulfur cluster assembly 1 homolog, mitochondrial
Exons: 5
Coding region: 146-538 (130 amino acids)
Biological process (GO): iron-sulfur cluster assembly
Cellular component (GO): cytoplasm; mitochondrion
Molecular function (GO): 2 iron, 2 sulfur cluster binding
Source: RefSeq, a predicted model, not a curated record